AUGCCGGCUUUCGGCCAGCCCCUCUACAGAUCCUCGUUCGCACACACGUUUGCCCUUUAUGUCAACCGAACGAUUAACUGGAACCUUAACCGGUUCUUUGUCACCCCGGCGUCACAACAGAACUGCAUAACACGGACUGUGCAGCGGUCCGCCCAAGAAGGCGAUAGUUUCAGCAUGUUCCGCAUGGGUACACGGUGCCGUCAUCGCGGCGACCAAAAAUACGGUGACGCAGCCGAUUAG
Rangifer tarandus platyrhynchus (Svalbard reindeer) is the source of this 240-nucleotide messenger RNA. The record is from the annotation of a GenBank genome assembly. NCBI's taxonomy places the organism in Eukaryota, Metazoa, Chordata, Mammalia, Artiodactyla, Cervidae.